UCUCUCCCUUGGACAACAAUAUAUAUAUAAUAGAGUUUGUGCCUCCUUUGCCCUCCUCCCAGAAUCUCCUUUUCUCAUUCUUCUCUGCACCUAUCAAUCAUUCAUCUCAGCAAGAACAAGUUCCCUUACACAACAAACACAAGUUUCUUUUUCCCUUUUUAAAAUUUCUUCAUCAUCAUACAUACAGAAAGAAGAAAAAUGAAGGCAGCAGCUGAACUAUACUACACUGGAUGUGAAGACCACCACUACCAACCCCAUUUUCUUGAUGCUUGCACUCUUUGCCAGAGAACCUUAGCUCACAACCAUGACAUCUUCAUGUACAGAGGGGAUACACCAUUUUGUAGCCAAGAAUGCAGGCAAGAGCAGAUAGAAAUGGAUGAAGCUAAUGAAAGAAAAUGGAAAAUUGCUUCAUCAAAGAGAUCUUCAAGAACAAAAACAGAGACCCCCACUACUAAAGAAUCUGAUGCAAAUAAAGCUGUACGAAAUGGCACUGUUGCAGUCGCUUGAUUCUUCACUAAUCUUGAUGACGAUCAACGAAGCUAUAAGUCGAAGAAAUUUAAAUAAAAAGACAGUAAAUAUGGCUUCUGAUUGAGGAUAUUAAGUAAAAUAAGGAAGAAUUUUGAGUACAGAAAUCUUAUGUAAAGAUAUGAUGGGAAUCACGAACAAGAGUGAAUCCCAUCAAACAAUUUUGUUGAAUCUUUUUUUUUUUCUUUUUUGCGGUUUCUAAUUUUCGUUUUGUCAAAUAUUGUGGAGUGUCUGUAAAAAUGGGCGUCCAUAUAUGGAAUCUGAGAUCUCUAGUUUUUUGUAA
This is a messenger RNA of Solanum dulcamara, 808 nucleotides long. RefSeq names its product FCS-Like Zinc finger 3-like. Lineage: Eukaryota; Viridiplantae; Streptophyta; Magnoliopsida; Solanales; Solanaceae. The transcript has 2 exons. The record is from RefSeq and is a predicted model, not a curated record. Bases 199 to 507 code for a protein of 102 amino acids.